Messenger RNA from Gossypium raimondii (Peruvian cotton), 1392 nucleotides. RefSeq names its product AT-hook motif nuclear-localized protein 7. The transcript is spliced from 5 exons. The record is from RefSeq and is a predicted model, not a curated record. Lineage: Eukaryota; Viridiplantae; Streptophyta; Magnoliopsida; Malvales; Malvaceae. Gene Ontology annotation, molecular function: minor groove of adenine-thymine-rich DNA binding. Bases 1 to 1095 code for a protein of 364 amino acids.
AUGGAAGAGAAAACAGUGGCUCUCUCUCCCGACUCUGCUGCUAAUGCUAAUCACCAAACCCAAAACAAGUCAUCAAUGGAUCCACCGGAAGUUCAAGCGAAUGCUUUAGGGCCCGGGGAAGGGUCAGGUUGGACUGCAACCAGUAAAGAAAUCGUUAACAAGAGAGGAAGGGGGAGGCCAAGGAAGUACGAGCAUGGUAUUCCAAUCAUUAAUGGCUCAUUGGAAGCUUUCCCACUACCAACGGCGUCCUAUUGUUCGACAAAAAGACCUCGGGGACGGCCUAAGGGUACUGGCAAGUUUCAGGGUUUGGCUUCUUUUGGUGAAUAUAUGGACACUGCUGGAGGAAGCUUUACACCUCAUGUACUGCCAGUGUACGAAGGAGAGGAUCUUGCUAAUACGAUAGUAUCAUUUUGUGGAAGGGCUUCUCGUUCAGUUUGUGUUCUUACUGCUAGUGGUGCUGUCUCCAGUGUCACCCUAUGUGCGCCUGGUUCUUCUGUUGGUACUCUGACAUAUGAGGGACGCUUUGAAAUUCUUACUCUCAGUGGUUCUUCUGUUGUGUCCGGUGAACCGGGGACUCGUCGGAGAACCGGUCUUUUGAGUGUUUCAUUGGCUAAUCCUCAUGGACGAGUUUUUGGUGGAAGUGUUGAAGGUCCACUGAUUGCAGCUGGCCCUGGACCUAUCCAACUAAUUGUUGCCAGUUUCAAGCAAAACAUUGGUCGGGAAAUCCGAAGGAAGUAUUGUGGAGGAACUUCAGCAUCAGCCAAAAUUUUUGCCAGUUCAGAAAUGGUGAAUGCUCCCAUUAAUCAAGUUUCUGCAAUGGCAGAAGACCAUGAGAAGUGUACUUCACCACCCCCAGUAGCAGUUAUUAUGAAAGCAGAUAGCCUGAAAUCCAAUACCAUUGUAGCUGAAAACAAUAACAUCAACCCCACUUCACUACAAAGUAUUGAUCCAAACAACUUGCAGAAAGCAGAGAAUUUGAUAGCUGAAAACCAUGACUUUAGCUCUCAAAAAAUGGCAGGUUCAAACAACUUGCAGACCUCACCAGUCCAACAGCCCGUAUCUGAUGAAAUGAUGAUUGAUAACUCCGGACACUAAAGAUGUCUGUGAGAUGCAUGCAAAGGAGUAUGAUUAGUGACAUACACAGGCCUUUUUUCCAUGGACUAUGGUUCUUAAUAAACUAAAUUUGGGAAGUAUAUUGUUGUUGUUUAAGUAGCAUGUAGUUUUAUUUAGAUUAACCCACUGGCUGAGGCUUAUUUAGUAAUGAGCUGAGAUCAAACAUCUGGUCCCAACUUUUAUCGACUCUCUCAUGUUGUAUCUCUUAUGCUCAUGGGAUAAAAGAAGGGAUAAUUUUGUGUUGUUGAAUAUUUGAUCUACUAGCAAUUUCCCAUUUCA